This is a messenger RNA of Acanthosepion pharaonis, 1104 nucleotides long. The record is from the annotation of a GenBank genome assembly. NCBI's taxonomy places the organism in Eukaryota, Metazoa, Mollusca, Cephalopoda, Sepiida, Sepiidae.
AUGGAACUGGGGAUGACAGCGAGGUUUUUACACAAAUUAUUUUCUUUUUUUUCUUUGUUUUUUUCCUUUCUUUCUUUCUUUCUUUGUUUGUUUCUUUCUUUUCAUAUACUUCUUUCUUUCUUUCCCUUCAUAUACAUCAUUCUUUUUAUCUUUCUUUUCAUAUACUUCUUUCCUUCUUUCUUUGUUUCAUUCUUUCUCGUCAUAUACUUAUUUCUUUCUUUCUUUUCAUAUACUUCUUUCUUUUUUCUUUCUCUUCAUAUACUUCUUUGUUUGUUUGUUUCUUUCUUUCUCUUCAUAUACUUUCUUUCCUUCUUUCUUUCUUUUCAUAUACAUCAUUCUUUUUUCUUUCUUUUCAUAUACCUUUUUCUUUCUUUCUUUCUUUCUCUUCAUAUGAUUCAUUUUUCUUUCUUUUCAUAUAGUUCUUUCUUUUUUUCUUUCUCUUCAUAUACUUCUUACCUUCCUUCUUUCUUUCUUUCCUUUCAUAUACUUCUUUUCUUCUUUCGUUGUUUCUUUCUUUCUCUUCAUAUGCCUUUUUCUUUCUUUCUUUCUUUCUUUCUUUCUUUCUUUACAUAUACUUCAUUCAUUUUUCUUUCUCAUCAUAUACUUCAUUCCUGCUUUCUUUUUUUCUUCAUAUGCUUCUUUCUUUCUUUCUUUUCAUAUAACUUCUUUUUUUUUCUUUUUCUUUGUAUACUUCUUUCUUUCUUUCUUUCUUUCUUUCUCUUCAUACACAUCAUUCUUUUUUCUUUCUUUUCAUAUACCUCUUUCCUUACUUCUCUCUUUCUUUCUCUUCAUAUGAUUCAUUUUUCUUUCUUUUCAUAUUCCUUCUUUCUUUCUUUCUUUCUCUUCAUAUACUUCUUUUCUUUUUUUUUGUUUCUUUCUUUUUCUUCAUAUGCCUCUUUCUUUCUUUCUUUACAUAUACUUCAUUCAUUUUUCUUUCUUAUCAUGUACUUCUUUCCUUCUUUUUUUCUUUCUUUCUCUUCAUAUGCUUCCUUCCUUCUUUCUUUCUUUUCAUAUAACUUCUUCCUUUUUUCUUUCUCUUUAUGUACUUCUUUCUUUCUUUCUUUCUUCCUUUCCAGUUCUUUUUCUCUUAGUCUUCAUGAGUAA